Molecule: messenger RNA, 1620 nt
Organism: Hirsutella rhossiliensis
Lineage: Eukaryota; Fungi; Ascomycota; Sordariomycetes; Hypocreales; Ophiocordycipitaceae
Product: sugar transporter domain-containing protein
Exons: 4
Coding region: 1-1620 (539 amino acids)
Biological process (GO): carbohydrate transport; transmembrane transport
Cellular component (GO): membrane
Molecular function (GO): carbohydrate:proton symporter activity
Source: RefSeq, a predicted model, not a curated record
AUGCUGGGGAAAAAGUCCAUCAAGGUCAAUGGCGCCGACUGCGGCGUCGAGGCCUUCAUCCUCGGGGCCACCACCUCGGUCGGCGGCUUCCUCUUUGGCUACGACACGGGCCAGAUCUCGGCCAUGCUCCUCUUCAAAGACUUCAUGAAUCGCUUUGCGCAGACCAACGCCCAAGGCGCCAAGGAGUGGCAGCCCAUCAUCAAGUCCCUGCUCGUGUCCCUCAUGAGCAUCGGCUGCCUGAUAGGUGCUCUCUCCGGAGCCUACACGGCCGACUGGUGGGGCCGGAGAAAGAGCAUGUCGUUUGGUGUGGUCGUCUUCAUCGUUGGUAACAUCAUCCAAAUCACGGCCAUGGAUAGCUGGGUUCAUAUGAUGAUGGGCCGCUUCGUCGCCGGCCUGGGCGUCGGCAACCUGUCGGUCGGCGUGCCCAUGUUCCAGUCCGAGUCGUCGCCCAAGGAAAUCCGCGGCGCCGUCGUGGCCUCGUACCAGCUCAUGAUCACCAUUGGCAUCCUCGUCUCCAACGUCAUCAACUACGGCACCCGCACCAUGGAGGAGUCGAGCGCGUCGUGGCGCAUCGUCAUCGGCCUCGGCAUCUUCUUCUCCCUGCCCCUCGGCAUCGGCAUCCUCGUCGUCCCCGAGUCCCCCCGCUGGCUCGCCGGCCGCGGCGACUGGGACGCGGCCCGCAUGGCCAUCGCCCGCCUUCGCGGCCUCAAGCACGACCCGGGCCACGCCACUGUCGAGGACGACAUCCAUGAGAUGCGCCAGAUUCUCGAAAAGGAGCGCCAGGUCGGCAGCGGCUCCUGGGCCGAGUGCUUCACACCGAGCCCCGAUACACCAAAGGUCGUCUAUCGCACCCUGCUCGGCAUUGGCAUCCACUUCCUCCAGCAGUGGACGGGCAUCAACUACUUCUUCUACUACGGCGCCACCAUUUUCCAGUCGGCCGGUAUAAGCGACCCGAUCCUGACGCAGCUCAUCCUCGGCGCCGUAAACGUCGUCAUGACCUUUUACGGCCUCUACGUUGUCGAAAAGUUCGGCCGCCGCUGGCCGCUCUUCCUCGGCGCCCUGUGGCAAGCCCUGUGGCUGCUCGUCUUUGCCGCCAUCGGCACCGGCAGGCCCCCCUCGACCAGCAGUAGCACAACGGGCAUCGUCAUGAUUGUCUCGGCCUGCAUGUACAUUGCCUCGUUUGCCGGCACCUGGGGUCCCAUGGCCUGGGUCGUCAUUGGCGAAACGUUUCCCCUGCGUACCCGUGCCAAGCAGGCGUCGCUGGCCACGGCCGGCAACUGGCUGGGAAACUUCCUCAUCGGCUUCCUCACGCCCCUGGCCUCGACGGGCAUCUCGUACAGCUACGGCUUCGUCUUUGUCGGCACCAACAUCGCCGCCGCCCUUCUUGUCUGGUUCUUCCUCUACGAGUCCCGCGCCCUCAGCCUCGAAAACGUCGACCUGAUGUACAGCCAGCCCGGCCUCAAGCCGUGGAAUAGCUCCAAGUGGGUGCCGCCGGGCUACAUCACGCGUAAGCUGCGAGACGACGCCCACAGCCCCGUCGAAACUAGCUCCACGGGCAAGGAAAAUAUUGGCAGCGACGGCAGCGACGGCAUCGGUGAGGAGAGGAGGGAGCAUGCUUAA